UCGAUUCGAGUGCUAUGGCUGAGCUUCAACGCCGCCGCGGCGGCGGCGGCGGCUGCUCCGGCGAGGACCGCAUCAGCGGCCUCCCCGACGCGCUGCUGCACGAGAUCCUGGUCCGCCUCCGCUCCGCCGCCGCCGCCGCGCGCACCAGCGUGCUGUCCCGCCGCUGGCGCCACGUCUGGGCGCACCUUCCCCAGCUCCACCUCGUCGCGCCACCAGCGGCAGCGCCAGCCUCGUUCCUGGCUACCGUCGACGCUGCCCUCGGUGGCUAUUUAGCCCCUACCCUCGAGCACCUCGGCGUCGCCCACUUCACCGACCAAUGGCGCGACCUCCGCAUCCCGGCCGGACGCAUUGAGCCUUGGCUCCGCUUCGCCGCGGAACACGUGGUGGGCAACCUCAAUCUCUUUCUCCGUGCUCCUCUGAUGUUCAACGGUUGGACACCGGAAAUCCUCGGGGAGGAGGCGGUGCUCGAGCUUCCGGUGUGUCAGCGAGCGAAACGAAUCGAGCUCCAUCUUCGGUAUGCAGAUACAACGUGGCUCCGCCCCCAGGCAUCCGGCCUUCUGUUCGCGGCGCUCACAUCCCUGAAGAUAGAUGGCUGUGUCCGCAUGGAAGGCAGCGAUCUCACAGCACUUGUGAGCACGCAGUGCCCGUGCUUGAGGGACCUGGAUCUUUACAUUACGCUGAUUGUCAUCUUUGAUGUCUCCAUUCACUCCUACUCGUUGCGCACACUGGAGAUCCGCCUCUUAGAGACAAGGCGUCUGGAGAUUUUGGCCCCAAGUCUUGAAGAACUCAUAAUAUCUAUUCAGCCAAUGGAGGCUCAGAUCUCUGCUCCGAAGCUUGUCAAGGUCGUUUGGUGGCAUCCCUAUGAUCCCCUUCUCCAUCGGUUUGUUGAUGUUGGCCGCCGUAGGCUCCAGCUACUGCAAAUUUCUAUCCAGUCGUCGUCCCUGUCUAAGCAGUUCGAUGAAGUUGAUAAGUUGGAUCUGAGCAUCUGUCUAGAUUUUCCAGAUGUAGCAAGGUAUGGAAGCUUCUUGAAUGAAACAAAUAAGCUGCCCAAGUGUAAGAGCGUUCGCAUAUUCUUGCAAUGGGAACCCCAUGGCUUGCUUCCUGUCAUGUUGCAUCUCUUGAGGAGUUGCAAUGAUACAAAGAAGCUUCGACUAGAUUUAUUUGGUCUUUUGUUCCGACGAUUGAUGCAUUCUUGCCUGCCGUCUUGCCUUUGUCGUUUGGAAGAGAGUCGCAGGAUUGAUGGCAUUGAUCUCAGUUCACUUGAAGUGGCAGAAAUCAGUAGUUUUUCAGGUUCUCAUGAACAAAUGGAACUUGUGGAGUUCCUAUGCAGCAAUGCAGGAGUUCUUAAAAGGUUGCUCAUCACUGGCGUGUUUGGUCCUAGGCCCAAGGAAGUACGUGAGAAGGUCUGUAGCAUGUGUCAUCCAAAUGUUAAAGUUGAUUUCUUUGUGUUCCGCGAGGGGAGGCGGGUACUUGUUGACUAAUUUCAUGCGUGUGGUAAAUGUAAUAUUAUGUGGCCUUUACUAGCUAGUUUUUGCACAAUAAGUGCAGGGUUGUACGUUUCAGGUGUUUAUAGGAUUCAUCUUCAGUUCAAAUUUGAACCCGAUCAAUUAACUCUACCUCAAAAGGCUCA
Messenger RNA from Panicum virgatum (switchgrass), 1630 nucleotides. RefSeq names its product putative FBD-associated F-box protein At5g50270. Lineage: Eukaryota; Viridiplantae; Streptophyta; Magnoliopsida; Poales; Poaceae. The record is from RefSeq and is a predicted model, not a curated record. Bases 15 to 1481 code for a protein of 488 amino acids. Gene Ontology annotation, molecular function: protein binding. The transcript is spliced from 3 exons.